AUGAUCCCCGUGUCCGCAGCUCCGCUCACUGUGAACGGACUCCGCCAGCUGCACGCAUCUGCCUGGCUCACUCUGCCCCUGGACCAGACCAGCUGCGUGCGCCUGUCUCUGCGGAUCUCAGCGCUAUCGGAUAUCCACUCCACCGCCUCCUCCACCACCACCAGACCAUUACACAGGCCUCUUUAUGCUGUGCUAAAAGCUGCUCAUGUUCGAAACCCUCCAGGGAAAAGCUCCUUAAAAACACGCGGCGGAUGA
Messenger RNA from Knipowitschia caucasica, 255 nucleotides. Lineage: Eukaryota; Metazoa; Chordata; Actinopteri; Gobiiformes; Gobiidae. The record is from the annotation of a GenBank genome assembly.